UAGACAUAGCGUACUCUUCUCAUUGCUUUUCUAUCAUACACACCUCCUUAAAAAUUUAGAGCACAAGCUUCAAUACCAUUCUGAACGUCAGAUGUAUGUCUGGAAGCGCUGAGCAUCUGAAGGAUGAGGUAAGGCUCAAAGUUUUAUAAACGUACCAUUGUCCCACAAAAUCGAGAAACUGAUGCAUAUCUAGGGCUCCAAAACCCAAUCAAUGAUAGCUGGUGCAACAGCUGGAUUGAUUGCUAGGUAAAUACAUAAUUGGUCAACUUUAAAUCUCGUUAUACUCAUACUUUUCACGCAGAUUCGUAAUCGCUCCCUUGGACGUUGUUAAGAUUCGCCUGCAAUUGCAAUCACAUUCCGCAUCAGACCCUCUGUCUCAUCGUGAUCUGCGAGGCUCACCAAUAUACAAAGGGACACUUCCUACCAUCAAACGUAUUUUCCGAGAGGAAGGACUUUCGGCAUUAUGGAAGGGAAAUGUUCCAGCGGAGUUGAUGUAUGUUUCAUACAGUGCGAUUCAAUUCACGACGUAUAGAUCUGUUACGCUGGCCCUUCAAGAUACUCUCGGAGAACAUAGAAUGCCAGCUGCUGCUGAAAGUUUCAUUGCUGGAGCAUCCGCAGGAGCUGUCGCUACGACCGCCACUUAUCCUCUUGAUUUACUUCGGACACGAUUCGCCGCGCAAGGAGUAGAAAGGAUAUAUACUUCUCUCCGAGCCUCUAUCCGUGAUAUUGCCGUUAAUGAAGGGCCGAGAGGGUUUUUCCAAGGGCUUGGGGCUGGAGUUGGACAAAUUAUACCAUACAUGGGGAUUUUCUUUGCCACAUACGAGACUUUACGUGUCCCGUUAGGGACUCUACACAUGCCUUUUGGAUCUGGAGAUGCCACUGCUGGAGUUAUUGCUUCGGUUAUUGCAAAAACAGGUAUAUUUCCAUUUGAUUUGAUUAGGAAGAGAUUGCAAGUACAAGGGCCAACAAGAGAAAGAUACGUUCAUAAGAACAUACCAGUUUACAAUGGUGUAUUUCAGACCAUGCGACACAUAAUACAAAACGAAGGUUACCGAGGGCUUUAUCGAGGAUUGACAGUCAGGUACGUAGAAGAUCAGUUUGGGAUUUUCUGGUGCUAACAGCAAUAGUCUCUUCAAAGCGGCCCCAGCUAGUGCCGUUACUAUGUGGACAUAUGAACGAGUUCUCCAACUUUUACUGAAAUGGGAGAAAGCUCAGGAGAGAUCAACGUGAUAUAAGAAUCCUCCAAGGUAAGAUGUUACAUGAGGUUAGUAAAAUCUAUAGAGGAGCUGAAUCCAACACUGGAUACUCUUGCGGUGAUUUUGCGCGUCUUCAAUAGAUUUAUAGACAAUAAAGAUAAUAAA
Sclerotinia trifoliorum is the source of this 1361-nucleotide messenger RNA. The record is from the annotation of a GenBank genome assembly. Lineage: Eukaryota; Fungi; Ascomycota; Leotiomycetes; Helotiales; Sclerotiniaceae.